AUGAACUAUUCAAGAUUUAAAGUUUAUGACCAUAACAUCAGAUGUAUACCUUCCAGUCUGAUGCAAGGCGAGGCAUCUUGGAAUGAAAGAAAAAAGAACUGCCUUUCUAGUAUGCAGUUUUUUGCUGACAACGAUACCUUCAUCUGUCUUCAGGAGGUUAUUCAUGGGCAGCUAAUGGACAUUGCAAGAGAUCUAGGCAAUGAUUGGGGCUACAUUGGAGUUGGAAGGGAUGAUGGCUAUACAAGAGGAGAAUAUAAUCCAAUUUUCUACUGCAGAAGUAGCUGGGGAGUUGUGGAAAGCAAAAACUACUGGCUCAGCCCAACACCAGAGAAACCCAGCAAUGGAUGGGGGGCAGAUUUGAACAGGGUUCUAACUCAUGCAAGAUUCAGACAUAAAAAAAAAUAUUACAUGGUGAAUGUGCUCAAUACACACUUUGACCACUUGAGUGUUUUAGCUCGCACUAACUCAGCUCAUCAAGUCAUUGAUGUUGCAAAUAGCAUUACCUGUGAGCCAGUUGUAGUCACUGGUGACUUCAAUGCUCCCCCCGAAGAAGAGUGUUAUAAAAUCAUUUCAGAGGCACUGUAUGAUGCAUCUUUGACGAGUAAGAUCAAAUACGGCCCCGAAGUUACAUAUGUGGGCUUUGACGACUCUUAUGAUCAGGGGUUGAUUGACUACAUUUGGACCAACAAGAAGACCGUUGUGACCAGAUUUGGGGUUUUGCCGUGUUCCAUGGGCGGUCCCUACUUCAGCGACCAUUGUCCGCUACUCGCAGAGUUUGAGACAGGGAAUACUAUGUAG
Molecule: messenger RNA, 798 nt
Organism: Ogataea haglerorum
Lineage: Eukaryota; Fungi; Ascomycota; Pichiomycetes; Pichiales; Pichiaceae
Exons: 1
Coding region: 1-798 (265 amino acids)
Molecular function (GO): 3'-5'-RNA exonuclease activity
Source: RefSeq, a predicted model, not a curated record